This is a messenger RNA of Vitrella brassicaformis, 2338 nucleotides long. The record is from the annotation of a GenBank genome assembly. NCBI's taxonomy places the organism in Eukaryota, Vitrellaceae.
UGCACCCGCAGGGUCACUGUCGACUAUCAUCGUGCAAGGCGUCUGAUCACUGAGUCUAGUUCAUCACUGAUCAGACGCUCAUGUCGAGUUCAUCGUGCGGGCAGCCGCUGCCUCCGUCCUUCAUGGACCUGGUAGAGUUGAAGCUCAGGGAGGAGGGUAAGUGCAUACACGACGAGGGCUCCCUACAGCUCGACGCCGUGUCGCUCGCCCACGGCUUCACGUCGAAGGACGCCGAGUUCCUGCAGGAGAUGUCUCAGAUGAACUCGAUGUCGCUGCGCAUGUGCCGCAUAAAAAAGGUGGGUGCCGAACAUGGGAAAAUCAACGUACAUAGAUCUGUGGUGCGCUGUUGCUGGUACUUGCGUGUUGGUGUGGAUCUGUCAGAUGGACAACUUCGUGGUGCCAAAGGAGCUGGUGUCCCUGGCCAUGGUGGACAAUCGCAUCAAGGUUCGCUGGUUCGUACAGGGAUGCCUGCAUCCGGAGGUUGCAUGAAUCUGAUCUGUCAGGGAGGCCUGGAGGUGCUCAGCACGAACAAGAACAGCAAGCUGGUGCAGCUCAACCUAGCAGGCAACCCCAUCGACAGCAUCGACGCGCUCAAGCCACUCGUGAGACCCCGACAGAUCGCUCAUAUUCAUCACCUGGUAUUUGCCUCACGCCUGUGUUGAUUUGAUGUGUCAUCCCCUCAGAAGAAGCUCAAGCACCUCAAGUCACUCGAUUUGACCCUGACGCCCCUGAUGGAAGCCGACUCCUCCAGCAACACAGAAGGCAACCGCACCGCCAUCCUCAAGAUGCUCCCAAAGCUGAAGGCAAGCAACAAACUACCACUGGCCAGCGCUUCUCUCUGUCUGUCCAUUGUUGUUCGUGCAGGUGUUGAACGGCCUCGACCGCGAUAGCCGUGACGUGGUAGACCGUGGCGAGAACCGUUACGACGCCGACGAGGGCAUGGCCGAUGAUUUGGAGGCCGAGCCGAUGGAUGGGGGCGAGGGAGGCGAGGGCGGCGGCAACGGAGAAGGCGAUGGGGGAAACGGCCAACAGGGCGGACAAGACCAGCAGCAGCAGGGGCAGGGCCAGCAACAGCAAGACGGUAGGCAUGGAUGCACGGACGGACACCUCCUCGACGCAUGGAUGUGUCACACCCCUGCAUGUCUGAAUACACGCACUCAGGUGGUGGCGACGGUGGUGCGGGUGGCGGUGGCGCGUCUGGUGGUGAUGGUGGUGAUGGUGGGCAUGGUGGUGAUGGUGGUGGUGACGGUGACGACAAUGAGGGUGACGGUGACGGUGACGAAGAAGAUGAAGACGGGGACGAUGGCGACCGCGUAGACCUCAAAGCCUUCUAUGAGGGGGUCAGGCACACCGUACCACACCACACCAUACGACAAAAUGAAGCAUAGAAUGGUGUACGGUGCGUCUGUAUUUCAGCAAAUACCUGACGACGAGGAAGACGAGGACGAAUUCCAGCCGGGGGAUGACGAAGCUGACGAAGACCUACCCGGUAUGCCAAGCCUCCACGUGCACGUGCCGUGCUCCUGCCGUGGGUUGUUCGCCCUCAUGGACCGAUGGAUGGAUUUGUGCAGAUGACAUCGACGACGAGGAGGACGAGCAAGAGGAGGACGGCGGAGGGGACAAGGACGGCGAUACCGCCGGCCGAGGUGCAGACACAGUCACUAGUGAAUGACCGGGCGCAUCGGUGCGUCUGUCACGUUGGUAUGAAUGGGGGAUGCGUGUUUGCUUGUUUGUUUGUUGGUUUGCUGGUUUGUUCAGGUGUGAAGCGUGCGGCAGAGGGUGCGGAUGAGGACGGCGAGGAUCGCCCCGCCAAAGCCGCCAAGUGCGAGUAGACGACAAGACACACAGACACUAGACCAGCGUAGAAUACCAUAACCAUGAUAUCCAGCACUUACACGUGCUGCCGAUGGUGGGAUGGGAUGGGGCGGGUGGCUGGGUGUGCUGUAGCAUACAUAUGGCAGGCAGACCGUUUUAUGACAUAUGGAUGGAUGGAUGGAUGAUGCAUGAAUGGCUGGUCGGUAGGUAGUGGGUGUCCGCCUCCUCUUCCUUCAUGUCUGCCUGUCUGUCUGUCUGUCUGUCCGUCCGUGAUGCGUCUGCAUGAUCCGUGACCCUCUCCACCUCUUCUCUGGACGUUGCGUGUGUCUGUCGCUCUUUCUUUCUUUCUUUCUUUCUUUUGUUCUAGCUGUGUCAGUGUCUGUCGGUCGGUCGGUUUGUUUGUAUCUCUGGAGUGCCCACUUCUAUCUUGCCGAAUGACUGACUCAGUGAGUGCCAUAGUAGCCGCCGGAGAUGGACACUGUCGGAAGACGCACGAGACCUGCUGGAUGAAAGAUUCAUUAUG